GUCUGCUCUAAGAAACAUCCAUUGAAUCCCACUCAGUAAAGCUCUACACACAGGAACAGACUCAUGCAUUUCAUUGUGUGCAUUAUGCUCCUGGCUGGUACUGUGUGUUACACCAGCAGUGACACUCCACCAGAGAAUAUUGUGGAGCUUGAACUACAGCUAAAAACUAGUGGGAGACCCCCUUUAAACCCAAGAUUCCUCUCCGUGACCAUUGAUGCAAGCCUUGCUUCUGAGCCAAAAUACAUUGCUUUCCUUGGGUCUCAAAGGCUAAUCACUUUAACAAGAGGCUUAUCUCCUGCCUUCUUGAGAUUUGGAGGAACUAAAUCUGAUUUCCUUUUCUUCGAUCCAGCAAAAAAUUCUUCAGAGAAGGAAAAUAUUUUCUGGAAGAAAUCAACAAACCAAGAGCUAAUUAAGGGAGGAGCCAUCCCCCUUUCUGUGCAACAUAAACUUCAAGCUCUGUGGCCGACCCAAGAGCAAAUCAUACUUAAGGAAGAAUUUCUUAGAAAAUACAAAAAUUCUACGAUAACAAAAGAGACCAUUGAUCUGUUGUACAGAUUCGCAAACUGCUCAGGCUUACAUCUCAUCUUUGGACUGAAUGCAUUACUGAGAAAUGUACAAGAUCAGUGGAAUAGCUCCAAUGCUAAACUGCUUAUUGAUUACUGUGCCUCAAGGAAGUACAACCUAUCAUGGGAACUAGGAAAUGAGCCCAACAGUUUCAAGAAGAAGUCUGGAUUGUAUAUUGAUGGCGCUCAGCUUGGCAAGGAUUUCAUGAGUUUGCAUCAGCUGCUCAGCACGUACCUCAGCUACAAAAAUUCUGGACUCUAUGGUCCUGAUAUUGGACAACCUAAAAAACAGUCUCAAAGGAUGCUGACAAGCUUUUUAAAAGCAGGUGGUAAAGUCAUAAACUCAGUAACUUGGCACCACUAUUAUGUUGAUGGGCGCACAGCUUCUAAGAAAGAUUUUCUCAAUCCCCAUGUACUGGACUCUUUGGCUUCUGAAAUAAAGACAGUAUUCCAGAUUGUUAAUCAAACUGUUCCUGGAAAGUUAGUAUGGUUGGGGGAAACCAGCUCUGCAUAUGGUGGUGGAUGCCCUGGACUGUCAAAUACAUACAUUGAUGGAUUUAUGUGGUUGGACAAGUUGGGAAUGUCGGCUAAAUUAGGAAUUGAUGUUGUGAUGAGGCAGGCACUUUUUGGUGCAGGAUCAUAUAAUCUGGUGGAUUCUGAUUAUGAACCUUUGCCUGAUUACUGGUUAUCUCUGCUGUUUAAGAAACUGGUUGGACCUGUUGUCUUGAAUGCUAGUUUAAAAAAUUCCAAGGGUAUAUGUAAACUGAAGAUUCGUGUUUUCCUGCUGUGGGCUCACAAAACACAUCCCAAAUACAGAAGAGGAGAUGUUUCUGUAUUUGCCAUGAACCUGUGCAACCACACACAACAAAUACAGCUACCAAGCUUUCUGUCUGGAAAGGCCAUAGAUGAGUAUCUGCUUCUACCUGGAGAUGGAGGACUGUUCUCCCAAACGGUCUUGCUGAACGGGGAAGUGUUGAGAAUGGUGGAUGACAAAACGUUGCCUACCUUAGAUGGGAAAGAAAAAGCUCCAGGCUCUCCCCUUCUUCUCCCUUCCUCAAGUUUUGGGUUUUAUGUUGUGAAGGAUGCCCAGGCCAGUGCUUGCUUGUGAUUUCUAAAGGAA
Messenger RNA from Nanorana parkeri, 1683 nucleotides. RefSeq names its product heparanase (gene HPSE). Gene Ontology annotation, molecular function: hydrolase activity, acting on glycosyl bonds. The record is from RefSeq and is a predicted model, not a curated record. The transcript has 13 exons. NCBI's taxonomy places the organism in Eukaryota, Metazoa, Chordata, Amphibia, Anura, Dicroglossidae. Bases 64 to 1671 code for a protein of 535 amino acids. Gene Ontology annotation, cellular component: extracellular matrix; membrane.